Eurypyga helias (sunbittern) is the source of this 1101-nucleotide messenger RNA. It is a transcript of the gene PAOX, whose product is annotated as polyamine oxidase (exo-N4-amino). Gene Ontology annotation, molecular function: polyamine oxidase activity. The record is from RefSeq and is a predicted model, not a curated record. NCBI's taxonomy places the organism in Eukaryota, Metazoa, Chordata, Aves, Eurypygiformes, Eurypygidae.
GGCCACCCCCCACUGCCCUCCAUCACCUAUGGAAGCUCAGGGAGGGUACUGAGCCCCCAGGCCGUGAGCGAAGCCCAUCACCUCUUCAACACCCUCCUGGCCUCCACCCGUGCUUUCCAGGGGGCCAAGGAGCCACCAGUGCCCAGCGUGGGACAGUACCUGCGGGCAGAGAUCGCCCGGAGAGUCCCCGCUUUGGGGGGGGGCGAGGAGGACAGCCGCAGCGCUGUCCUCGCUGCCUGCCUCAAGCUGGAGUGUUGCAUUAGCGGGACCCAUAGCAUGGACCUGGUGGCCCUGGAGCCCUUCGGGGAGUACAUCUCCCUGCCUGGCCUGGACUGCACCUUCCCGAGCGGCUACAGCAGCUUGCCGGAUCACAUGGUCUCAGCUCUGCCAGAGGGCAUCAUCCUGUUCAACAAAGCGGUGAGGACCAUCCGAUGGAAAGGGUCUUUCCGUGAGGAAGGGGACAAUGCCAGGGAUUUUCCUGUGAAGGUAGAGUGCGAGGACGGAGACGUCUUCCUCGCUGACCACGUCAUUGUCACCGUCCCUCUGGGUUUCCUCAAGGAACAUCACCAGGACUUCUUCCAGCCUCCCCUGCCCGAGCGGAAAGCAGAGGCCAUUCGCCACCUGGGUUUUGGCACCAACAACAAGAUCUUCCUGGAGUUCGAGCAGCCUUUCUGGGAACCCCAGCAGGAGCUCCUGGAAAUGGUGUGGGAGGACGAGUCGCCCCUCGAAGAGCCCAGUGCUGACCUGGAGGCCAACUGGUUCAAGAAACUCAUAGGAUUCGUGGUCCUCCAACCACCGGAGCAGCACGGGCACGUCCUCUGCGGCUUCAUCGCGGGGAAGGAGUCGGAGUACAUGGAGAGGCUGAGCAACGAGGAGGUUCUUGGCACCAUGACACGUGUCCUCCGCACACUGACAGGGAACGCCCACCUGCCCACUCCCAAGAGUGUGCUCAGGUCCCAGUGGCACAGCGCCCCCUACACCCGGGGCUCCUACAGCUACGUGGCAGUUGGCAGCUCCGGGGAUGACAUUGAUGUGCUGGCUCAGCCCCUGCCUGAGGACCCCGAAGACCCCAGGCCUCUGCAGCUCCUCUUCGCUGGCGAG